AUGACACUACAUUCCCAGGGCACCGCCGGGGAGGUGCGAGCUAUUGAGUGCCCAGCUAGACAGAUGGUUGAAGAGUUGCCUAUAGAUAGUGCUAGUUCCCCAGUGCCGCCAUGUAACACUGAAAACGUGCCGUAUCCUAUUUCCACUGAACAUGGGGGUGAAUCAGGGGACGGAAGCGGAACAUCCGUUGGCCAAUUCCCGACUGCAGGCAGUCCUACAUCUCAGAACGUUAUAGGUUCGGAAAGUAUUGCUGGUCCAUCCCAGAAGACGCCAGCUUCCCCCAACGAACGCACCAUUGGUUCUCGAUUACGCCCUGGAAGUACUUCCAGAUUACCAGUGCCUUGCCCUCGCAAGACGCAAGCGCAGGGUAGGGGUACAUCGAGUACCAUCAAGAAGGCAACCGAAGAUAAUGUACACAUCUCGUCUGGUCCCCAAAGCACUGAUGCAUUGGCUUCAGCGACGAAUACACGACCAUCAUCAGAGACAGCAUCAACUAGAUCGCGACCAUGGUCUAAGAGUACUAGCAAUGAGCCUUCACAUUGGAUUAGCAAUAUCGCUAGAAUUAAAGCUUUAGGCGCUUUUGAUCGCGAACAAUGGAUCCGCAAACCUGUAUCUCGUGUCCGGCCAAAUAAAGGUGGUGAGGGUGGGAGCGACCGCAAUAGCGAAUUGUCUACAGCUAACACCAGUAAAGUGUAUGAAUCGUCAGAUUUCGCCUCUUCUAAUGUUUGUCAAACUGCGCCCGCGUCGUCGUACGAAGACGCAGGAAAUACUCUUGAUGACGAGAAGCAAGAAUGCACAGUCAGUGAAGGGCAAGGCCAGGGUAGUAAAAUUACGGCACUUCCUGUCAGGGAUUUGACUUCAGACGCACCUGAUAAGUCGUUGAAGGCUACUGAAGCGACUCCUGGUAUUGGUAAAAUUUCAGCUAGUGCUUCAGAUACGACGCAUCCCCGCACCAUUGGCACCUCCUUUAAUAUUAGGUCAGGAGCGUCGACGUAUUCAACAGGUUCUUCCGGACUUCCGAUUCCACGUGACAUGCAUUACCUAUCUACAGUAGACGGAUGUUUGUCAUUGCAUAAAGAACCUCUGGAUUAUACGGAAGGUAUUUUGCUUGGCGUUCCCACGUCUCCUGUAGGUUCAGCAUCAGACGCCGGUUCUUAUCGAGGUAUAGAUGAGUUGGAUACACCAAUUGGCGGUAUACAUCGCGGCCACAAGUCCGGAAAGUGCCCUUCUGAUUUUUCGUUUUAUUCACCAAACGCCGGCCAAGUUUUGGACAAAUUAAUCACUCGAUGCGGCCUUCAAGAGUCUUUCGAGGUAUACUCGAAUGAGCGUUUCAAGUCCUUGGAAUCAUCUGUGAAAAGGACACUUCGCGAUCUAGAUGCGAUAGAACACUUUCGCGACGAGGGUCACGCCUACGACGUCGAUGAAGGUUUGGUAGCGGACAUCGUGGAUUGUCACGACCCCGGUCCCUAUGAAACAUAUGUACCUCUGGACCUGGCUCUUCAGACGAGCGAUGGUUUUAUUCCCGUUACUUUUGAAAAUGGAAGUAACGGUGACAUCCGUGCUGCUCACCGCAUGUAUGGGGGAUGGUUCGAGCCUCAGGCAAUGGUUGUUUUGCGCAGUUCCAAUGCUUUCUACCGCGAUGUUGGCUGGACUCUAUCUAGCAACACUGAUAACAAUGGCGAACCCUAUAGUCCAACAACAGAAGAGGAGGUGUGUCGUGUGUCUUGCUCUCUGGACAAAGAGGAUUCCUACCUGGAUGCCACAACAUCGGGGACAGCGCAGCGUUUCCCGCUUUGGUAUUACGUGUACCUGAAAACAGGUGUGAGUAUAGGGAUAGGGGCAUCCGGAACUACUUUCCUCAAGCUAUUUCACGCGUUUGAUAUUUACACGCAGCCUUUUGUACAUCGCCAUGACGCAAUGUACGCCACCACUGAGGCCAAAGCUUCAGCUGUCGCCACAAAACUAGAGGCUAGUGUGCCAGUGUCUUCCAACGAUUCGAUAGACCUUUUGAGGAGGACUUCUACGCUUGUUUCAGUGUCUUCCAGUGACGCAGUGUCCACGUUCCAGGAUGCAUACACAAAUCUGUUGGAGUCUCUUGAUGACAUAUUUUCAGGCGACAAAAUUCGUGGUGUACCUUUAUUUGUGAAAACUCGUAGCCGUGUAUUUAGUAUUUUGGUUACAUUUUUGUGUUUGAAUAUUUUGUUAACACUUUUGUCUGUGGUAUCGAUUUGUUUCAUGGUAACAAAGUCGGAGUUUUUGGCUGCUACACGUUCGAGGGUGUCGCCAUACAAGUUGCUUAAGGAUAUGUGUCCAUGGCCGAGGUGUAUAAGGAGGCGAUUACCUUAA
Molecule: messenger RNA, 2346 nt
Organism: Babesia sp. Xinjiang
Lineage: Eukaryota; Apicomplexa; Aconoidasida; Piroplasmida; Babesiidae
Exons: 1
Coding region: 1-2346 (781 amino acids)
Source: RefSeq, a predicted model, not a curated record